Molecule: messenger RNA, 411 nt
Organism: Rosa rugosa (rugosa rose)
Lineage: Eukaryota; Viridiplantae; Streptophyta; Magnoliopsida; Rosales; Rosaceae
Exons: 2
Coding region: 1-411 (136 amino acids)
Cellular component (GO): cytoplasm
Molecular function (GO): calcium-dependent phospholipid binding; calcium ion binding
Source: RefSeq, a predicted model, not a curated record
AUGGCUGGGUUUUUGGGUAUGCCUCAGUCUGGAGGUUGGAGGGUGGUGUUCCAUUUUGAUUCUGCUUCGGCUGCUCUGAGGCAAGUGAAGGUGAGGGCACUGUUGGCUCGGCGUCAGGCACGCAUGGAUAGGGAUGUUCAGGAAGGCAGCGGCGACGCUGUUGAUUGUGUCGUGUGUGCUGAGCAUCCUGGGAGGUAUUUCGCCAAGGUUGUGCAUAAGGCGAUGAAGGGUUUAGGGACAGAUGAUAGUACACUUCUGAGGGUGAUUGUUUCGAGGGCGGAGAUUGAUUUGCAGUAUAUAAAGGCCGAGUACCAAAAUAAGUAUGGAAAGAGUUUGGGUGAUGCUGUUCGUUCUGAGACUUCUGGGAAUUACAGGGAUUUGCUUCUGGCUCUUAUAGGCCCCAGUCAUUAG